Molecule: messenger RNA, 3222 nt
Organism: Linum trigynum
Lineage: Eukaryota; Viridiplantae; Streptophyta; Magnoliopsida; Malpighiales; Linaceae
Source: the annotation of a GenBank genome assembly
AUACAAUUUUAUUUAUUUGUGAGAGAUUUAUCAUAAAUGUGAUCCAACUUGCCUAAUCAGGCCAUUUUUUUUGUGAAGAAAUCGCUAAGCUAUUUUCUAUACAAUGGAAAUUUGUAUCUGUGUAUGUGAAAUGAUUUGUAUCGAGCCACAUCAAAUGAUUCAACCUUGUAGUUACCCCAUACGUCAAUAUGAAAAAGUUCAAAACUAGAAGCAGUCGUUUGCUUCGGGGAUUUGGUUGAUGGGUUUGGCACCCAAAUCCCAAGCAUCAAGGACUUGACACAAAUCCAUUGUUUGCUAAGGGAUACAAAUCCAUGGGGCCCACAUUUCAUUUGAGAUUUGAUAAUGAAAGGUAAAGUUGUUAGACAAAUCCAUCAUAACUCCAUAAUAAAAAUCAAUUAAACAAACAACGUACUCUUCCAAACCAAUAAUGCAACAAAUCCAUCAUAAAUCCAAAGAUUUUUAAAACCCAAAACUCUCAUUUUCAAAUCCAAACAAGCAAACUACUAGGAAAAAAAGGAGUUCUAAACUGCUUAGCAGGCAAACAGGAAAGACAAAGAACAGAGUUUCAUGAAAUUUGUUUUCCCGUCUCGCUCUUCUUUUGAGUCAUUCAGCUACUGCAAGGCACUAGUUUCACUCAAUUCCUUCCCUGCAACCUUUCCUUCUUUUGGUAAAUAUGCAUCCUCUGAUAGCUGCUCCUCCUCCCACCCUUUCACAAAGUUUUGAAGGUACUCUCUUGAGACACUGGUCAGUCUUUCCAGCUUCAAACGAAACUCCUCAAGACGGCAUGCCCUUUCAUAUCCACGGACAAUGGAAACGAUCUGCUUCAGUUCCCUCUCUGCACAGUCCUGCAGCUGCUCCAAGCCAUACUCGGCCAGACCUUACUGGUGUUCGAACAAGUCUCUCCUCCUCUCGUCAUCCUUCUGUAUGAAGAAUCCAUAAGUGUAGCUCCAUUUAAGAACCCGCCUGAACUCAACUAUCUGAACUCAAAUAACAUUGAGCUCAUACAUCGUAAUAGCGAAACCCUCACAACUUCCAGUCCUUGAUAAUUUGAUUCAAGUCACAUCAAACGGGUAGUUAAAGCAUCUUGGGCUUUUUCUCGCAAACCCCAGAAUCUCUUCGGGGCUGUUAUUUCGGCCCGUGGUGGUCUGAAGCCUUGGCCCAAUAGUACUGCACACCAAAAUGGUUGAGAACGGCGGUUGUCGUCAAGUUCCCUCCGAACGUUCAAAACCCCCCUUCUUCUCCAUCAAUGGCUUUCCCUCUCAAAAUUCAAACCCCACUCCACCGAAAUUUGAAUCUUUACACACACAAAACAACAAACCCACCACAACGCUCACCAGGAAAACGCUUCGGUAAUCUCCAUUUCCCAGUGAAGUAAACAGAGCUCCUCGGUCAGUCAAAUGAGAGAAUCAAGAUCGAACCUUUCAAAGAAUGGAAACGAUUUCAAUGCUCCUUCCAUAACCAGCAGCCAAGAAAAUCUUCAAUAAAAAAUCGAAUCUCCAACCCCCAUUUUCCUUCUUCUCUCCGCCGGUUUCCUUACGAUGGAAGAAGACCCCGCCGAGUCCUCCUCAGGCGGGCCUCCGCUGGUCUCCCUCUCCUCAUUUCCUCCGGCCCGCCGCCGGCGCCGCCUCUCGUCGUGCUACUACAACUUCGCCCCCGUCGCCUCGUGUGGGACCAUGGCGUGGCUGUCGCUCCAGGGACGGACGGUGAAUGCGGAGGAAGCCAGCUCGUCGAAAUCCAUUGGUUUUUUGGGGAAGGAGGAGGAAGCCCUGGCGUGGGAGCUGUUCACGCCGAUCCAGAGGUUUCUCAUUGUGGCCGUGAUCGGAGUCGCUGCUUCCGAGUCGAGGAAGAAUCGGACCAUCUCGCAGCUUAACAAGUCUGUUGAGCUUAGGGAUGAGUUGCUGUCGAGUAUGCAGCAGAAGCUGGACAGUCUGUGUUUGCAAAUGUCUAGCAUAAACGUGCAAGGAAACAACAAGGAUGAUGAGGAAGAAGAAUUUCUGAGCAGUAUGGGUUUCGUCGAUUGCGGCUGCUGGCAUUGUGAUCAACACCAGCAAGACCUCUUUGGUGGUGGUACCAUGGGCCUGAAGGGCGCGAAAGCUUGUGGAGGGGAUGCGGCGAUGGCCUUGAAAAGGCCUUCGUCAAAUCAGGACGAGCAAGAAGAGAGACGAAUGUCUGAUUUGUCUGAUUGGGCGUCCAGUUCUGCAUCUGGAUCAGAAUUUCAGAUCAGCAACUUUAUGGUAGACCAAGAUACUUGCAAUCUCAAGAAGAUCUGUGAAGAGAAGGAUGCAACCAUCAAGGAGUUAACAGAUGUUCUUCAGUUAACAGACAAAGCAGGUGCAAAGAGAAUAUCAGAACUGGAAGACAUUAUAUGUAGGAAGAAUACCAUGAUCACCAGACUCAAGAAGGACAUGUUGGUACUAGAACAGAAGGUGGUUCAGCUGACAAGGGUCCGCAGGAAAUCAACCUCUCAUUCAACCGUGGAGUUCGAACAAUCAUCCCCUUUCAUGUUGGACAACAUAGUCUACGACAUGGACAGCUUAACCAGCUCCUCUUCCUCUUCUUCCUCCUCCUCGGAUUCGGAUUCACCAACAACCCACCGCAUCAUUCCUCCUCCACAGACGACAUGCCAGAAACCAGCUGCAGGAAGGGUUUCAACAAGCACUCCACCAGCCAUGACCAGAUCAGUAAGCCCUCUCAUUGAACUGUCAAUGAAUCAAAAAUAUGGCAGACCUUCUCCAUCAAAGUCAAAGCAGUUGUCUGCUAAUGGUGAUAUCAAGAAGACGAGGAGAAGAAGGCCACCACCUCAAUCUGCUUCCAAUUCCAUUCCGAAGAAGAGAUGGUCCUAGUUGGUAAAAACUAUGGUUGUUUGUUCUAGUUGAAGUAGAUUCAGCUCAGUGAAAACAUUUGAGUUGAUGUCAGUUAAUAAUCCAUUGGCAAUAUCAUAACUGUUACUGAUCUUAAUGAAAGUGUUUUGGAGUAGCGGCUGGUAUGAAUUUCCAUUUACCUCCCUUUGACUGAUUGGCGACUCCCUGGUCUAUCGGUCAUCCAAGGGUCCAACGACGACGUUUUUGGUACCGCCCGUGUAGACUCCCAACAACAUUGGCCGCUGCUUCUGUGUAUGGCGGCAUUCCCUUUUAGUCAACCGUACCAUAGAUUAUUAGCCCCAAUGUUUGAAUAUUCUAAUUGAAUGUUGCAUUUUUACCCUAAUUAAUUGCUUAUAGAGUU